GUUUGUAUCCUCUGGUUAACGGAUAAAAUCACCGCGGCUCUACGGCAGUAUGUGUGGUAUGGCGGUGCUUUUAGAUGAUGGUGGAGGUGAUGAAGAAUUUGACGUGGGCGAUGGGAUCCGGAUGCUGCCGCCGCCUCCGGCCCAGUGUGACGGUGGGGUCUGGGGCCCCCGACGGGGCCGCUGCGGGUGUGUGAUAUGGACGCUGGUCCUGCUGCUGUGGAACCUACUGCUGCUGCUGGUGUGUGUGUGUCUGAUGUUCCUGGUGUUCGGCCUCGUCCUGCUGCCUGCUGCCCUGCUGCUGUACGCCGGCUUUCUGUGCCACUCGCGGGUUGUGGCUUCUCCUGCUCCUCUCUGCAGUUACCUUGACGACAACAGUUGCUCCGCCCUCAUCAUCCUGGGCUUUGUCAUGAUGUCACCACUGGUCGUGAUUGCCGCGGCAACAUUCUGCGCUCUUCUCAGGCGGCUCCACCUUCUUUUAUAUUUUCAGCCAAUCACUGGAGCUCGUUACCAAGGGAGGGGCUUGGGCUGGAGGCAGGACUUCCACGCCUGGGUUUGACUGACAGGACCCACCAAUCUCCGGUGACCAGUGAGGGGUCAAAGGGCGAGUGAUGUCACAGGACAGCUGUAAAUCUGCAGAAACACAAUCAUGUAAAACAAUCCACAGAACUAACGAGACUCUUUCGGGACAACUUCACCUCUUGCGAAUAUGACAAGAAAUUGAAGUAGUAGUGUUACCGUAACGUUUAAAUUAUAAAAGUGUUACCGUUGUAUUUUUACUAUUUUAGGACCGCUUUUGGUCUUUUGACACAUUUGCAUGACAAUUAUGGCUAGGGCUGUGCGAUUAAUUGAAAUCGAAUCGGGAUUUGAAACGUUACGAUUAGCUAAUCAUAUGAGGCUGCGAUAUGAAAUAUGUAUUAUUUAACUUCCCCCACCCAGAGCAAAUGCGUAUCUGCUGUCUGUGUGUGACAGCUUUACUAGCCAGUUGAGUGCGCACACUUUCUGAAUUCAGAAUUGCGCAACCGAAAUAUGCAGAACGCCCACAAUAAAACAAACAAGCAGGACAGUGUGAAUGACUGCGAUGAUGGCGUCUGCCUCUUCAGAAGCAUUUACAGA
This is a messenger RNA of Danio aesculapii, 1113 nucleotides long. RefSeq names its product transmembrane protein 88 (gene tmem88bl). The record is from RefSeq and is a predicted model, not a curated record. The transcript is spliced from 3 exons. NCBI's taxonomy places the organism in Eukaryota, Metazoa, Chordata, Actinopteri, Cypriniformes, Danionidae. Gene Ontology annotation, cellular component: plasma membrane. The coding region runs from base 50 to 556 and encodes 168 amino acids. Gene Ontology annotation, molecular function: PDZ domain binding.